Messenger RNA from Funneliformis mosseae, 159 nucleotides. NCBI's taxonomy places the organism in Eukaryota, Fungi, Glomeromycota, Glomeromycetes, Glomerales, Glomeraceae. The record is from the annotation of a GenBank genome assembly.
AGUAAUAGAAGAAAAAGUAGGACAAGCUUAUCUUCAGAAUCUUUAACAAUUACUACUCCUGAAGUAACUGUAGGUGAACAAUCAUCUUUCUCUUUAAAACAACCUGAGCACUUCCCAAGAGAAUCAUCAUCUCCAAAAGUCGUCAAAAAUUUCAAAUAA